Messenger RNA from Gadus chalcogrammus (walleye pollock), 2502 nucleotides. Its product is annotated as acyl-coenzyme A thioesterase 1-like. The record is from RefSeq and is a predicted model, not a curated record. Gene Ontology annotation, biological process: acyl-CoA metabolic process; fatty acid metabolic process. The coding region runs from base 380 to 1651 and encodes 423 amino acids. Gene Ontology annotation, molecular function: fatty acyl-CoA hydrolase activity. Lineage: Eukaryota; Metazoa; Chordata; Actinopteri; Gadiformes; Gadidae. The transcript has 4 exons.
UUCGAGUCACCGCUACCGGAAACUAACUGUACGAGCGAACGAACGAUUCGCGAACGACUCUUCUUGGCGAACUGACCGAAGGGAACUGAAUCAUGGAAACGAAUCACUAAAUCCAACGCUAGUUCAGAAAGUCAUCCGGAUAUAAAUAUAGUAGGUCAAGUAGGGUCGACACCGUGCGAGAAACGUGUUUGAACUAAUUUACACACCACUUUAAGGAUGAAAACGGGAACAAUAGAUUUUUUCCUGUGGUCGGUGAUUGGGUGAUUGAGGCACCCCGUUUGUGUGGUUAUACUGCAGAAACGCCACACGUCUGCGUGGAGGACGAUCCUUCUAGACCCAUCACCUUCCAGCACAUCCCGGAGAGACAACUGGUGGAAGGAUGUCCUCCCUGGUGCGCCUGAGGCUGCUGCCCAGCGCCAAGUGCCUGUACACCCAGCCCGUCCGGGUGCUGGUGGACGGCCUGCGCUCGUCCCAGGUGGUCACCGUGAAGGCCAGGGCCACCGACGACAAGGGGGUGCCGUUCCACGCCUCCGCCGUCUACAGGGCCGACGCGGGCGGGGCCGUGGACCUCGGCAGUGAGCCGUCGCUGGGCGGGAGCUACACGGGGGUGGAGCCCAUGGGUCUGCUGUGGUCCCUGAGGGCCGACGCCCUCCACACCAAGUUCCACAAGACCGACUCCCGGAGGCCCCACGUGGUCAGGUUCUCCGUGCACGAUGGAGAGGCGGGGGCCGGCCCCCUGUUGGCCGAGGCGACCAAUGAGAGGCGUCUGCUGGCGGAUGGGGUCGAACGGCAACCAAUCAAAGAAGGGAACAUCAGUGGAGUUCUCUUUGUCCCCCCUGGAGAAGGCCCGUUCCCUGCUGUCUUGGACCUUUACAUUUACGGCGAUGGGCUGUCUGAGAGACGAGCCUCUCUCCUGGCCAACUGUGGCCUCAUGGUUCUGACUCUGGCGCUGUACGGCCACGACGACCAGUCCAAGAAGGUCACAAAGCUUCACUUGGACUACUUUGAGGAGGCAAUACAGUUGUUAAGGAAGCAUCCAAAGGCCAUGGAUUCGGGCGUUGGCUUAAUAUCAAUAUCCAAGAGCGGAGAUCUGGCACUUUCCAUCGCCACGCACCUCCCAAACGUUAAAGCCACCGUGUCGAUUAACUGCUGCUGCUCCAACGUUGCCAUACCCCUGUUCUACAGAGGAAGUCAAAUCUGCUCUCCCCUGAUGUACGACGUCAGCAAGGUCACAGUCACGAAGUCUGGGGCUUUGAACGUAAAGCACAGCCUUCACGAUCCCCUGGCUCCGGAGAACGAGGGAUCGCUGAUCCCCAUCGAACGAGCCACAGGGCGCUUCCUCUUCGUGGCCGCCGAGGACGACCUCAACUGGGACAGUUGUCUUUUUGCCGACCAGAUGACGGAGAGGCUGAGACGUCAGGGGAAGGACAACUUUGAGAAGGUGUUGUACCCGGUAGCAGGGCACUACCUGGAGCCGCCGUUCGGGCCGUACUGCCCGUCCAGCUUCCACGGGGUGGUGGGGGCGCCGGUCGCCUGGGGCGGGGAACCCAAGGCCCACGCCAAGGCUGAGAUGCACCUGUGGAACAAGAUCCAAGAGUUCUUCAGAACGCACCUGGUCCCAGAGGCUGGGGCAGCCAAAGCUAGGUUAUAGGAGGCUGCAGCCUCCUAUAACCUUAAGGUCCAGAGUAAAAGAUCAAUGACUGUAAUGAUUUGUGCCUCCUUGUGUUGAAAUGAAACUAUGAUUCUUGUUUGAUGAAUUGCCAUAUCACACAAAAAGAAAGGUAUACUACUGAGGCAUGUUCCCAUCUUGAUUAUGUGUUCAUGUAUUUGUACUAGAGGCAAAAGGGUGGGAUUUGUAAUGUUUUUCCUCUGAUCUUCUAAUCUACAGCAUGAGCCUUAGUUGUGUUUUCUUGAUUUACAGUGUUGCCCAAAUUACCUUGAAAAAGUAAUCUGAUUACCGAUUACUCCUUUAAGAGUUUAAUUAGUUACUUUACUGAUUACUUGAUUGAUUUUUGUCUUCCUUUAAACGUAAAUAAAUUAGAUAAAUUACUUUAUUAGUUACAUUCAGCAGCUGCUGACAACACUCCCUGCUGCCUCAAAAUGAAAAUGACAACCAGUUGUGCCAAUACUCACUUUAUUGGAAGCAAUGUAUAUCUUGACAAUUUAAGUUGAACUUAAAAUAAUUUACUUCAAUCUGUAUUGGCCAAUCAGAUUUUUUUUGACGCAAUUGCUAUUAAGCCUACGCAUAGCAUUCACGCACACUCACAACCAGACACAACAACGACAAACAAGUUCUAGAGUGGUCUGCAGAAUACAGCGCCUGUGUAACAUAGUAUCUUUGGGAAUCUAUAAACUCGGGGUAGUUACUCAAAAAAAGUAAUUUGUUACUUAUUACUAGUUACUUCUGUAAAUUGUAAAGAGAUUAUAUGGAAUAUAUGGAACAAGUUUUGGAGCUCUAGAGUCAACAAUGGCGACGCUAUUGAAAUUGUUGCCAAUCAAAAA